Molecule: messenger RNA, 1575 nt
Organism: Colletes gigas
Lineage: Eukaryota; Metazoa; Arthropoda; Insecta; Hymenoptera; Colletidae
Gene: Sirt4
Product: NAD-dependent protein deacylase Sirt4
Exons: 4
Coding region: 363-1334 (323 amino acids)
Molecular function (GO): NAD+ binding
Source: RefSeq, a predicted model, not a curated record
UAAUUCGACUGAUUGUUUAAAAUAUUCGCUUAGGAACGUUCCUUUCAUCCUUGAAUCUAUAUUUUCAUUAUCUGAAGAAUUUCAGAUUUGUAGACGUUUUUUGAGAAGAAAAACCUUGAUUGCAGCUAUAAUCGCCACGUGUAGCAUAAUACGACAUAGAUUUAUUUAUAUACAUGCGUCAAAUGUAUCGGAUAAUUAUUUUAAUGAAAGAAUCGUUAUAUGGCUUCAUUGUCACGAAUCCAAAAUGAGAUGACGAAAGUCGAGAUCAACUAUUCCUGACUAAAGUUUACCAUUUUGUUACCUAUACAGUAUCGAAUAGGAUUUUUAGCGCAAAUAUUCUAAAUAGAAUUAUAUUUUUUAAAAUGAACAGCAUUCACGCAGGAAUGUGUAGAACUGUUCGUAAAAUGGGAGCACUUACGAUAUUAUUUAGAACGUACGAAAAAGACCUUCCAUUUGUACCAAAAUGCAAACAAGCAAAAGAUGCAGAAUUGCUAAAAUUAAAAGAAUUUAUUAAUAAUCAUAAUGACAUUUGCAUAUUGACAGGAGCAGGAAUCUCUACAGAAAGUGGUCUCCCUGAUUAUAGAUCUGAGGGCGUUGGGCUCUAUGCAAAGAGCAGUCGUAGACCGGUACUUUACAAAGAUUUUUGCAAAAGUGAUGCUAUUCGAAAACGUUAUUGGGCAAGGAAUUAUGUAGGUUGGCCAAGGUUUUCCUUCAUUAAGCCAAAUAACACUCACAAAGUAUUGAAAACAUUAGAGGAUGCAAAUAAAAUAAAAUGCAUCAUCACUCAAAAUGUGGAUAACUUGCACGCAAAGGCAGGUAGUAGGAGAGUCAUAGAAUUGCAUGGGACAGCUUUUAGAGUAAUGUGUCUUAACUGCGAUCGACGAAUAUGUAGACACUUGUUUCAAAAUAUUUUAAACAAGCUAAAUCCAAAUAUAACAGCAUCUAGUCAAAUGAUAAGACCUGAUGGGGAUGUAGACCUAUCACAUGAACAAGUGGAAGGAUUUGUUGUUCCCCCGUGCGAAGAAUGCGGCGGUAUCUUGAAGCCCGACAUUAUAUUUUUCGGCGAUAAUGUACCGCGUCAAAUAGUGGAAAGCGUGAAAUAUAAUGUCAAACAUUCCGACUCGUUAUUGGUUCUGGGUUCUACGUUGACCACAUAUUCCGGGUAUAGGAUAGCGUUGCAAGCUAAUGAAAUUGGAAUACCAAUAGCCAUAUUGAAUAUCGGUGAAACUAGGGCGGACGGUCUUGCAAACAUCAAAAUGGAAGGUAGAUGCGGCGACGUACUUACAAGGAUUUUUAGGAUGAUUGAUCCACGCGAAGUAUUUACAGAAGGCUAACAAAUUAAUUAAAUGCAAUCUAGGUAAUUUAACUCUUCUAUUUAUCAUAAACUGGGGCUGAAAUUACUGUAAAUUAACGGAUAAUGUAGCAAUAAAGAAAACAUUUUAUUGUAUUUCAAUUAAGAUAGUACCAUGUAGUAGACUGAGUUGAGUAGAUUUUAUUUACGAGUAACGAAUGUUAGGUUUCGUUCGUAAAUUGAUUUGUAAAGUAGAAUGCAUUACACUACUGAGUAGGGUUAGG